Molecule: messenger RNA, 751 nt
Organism: Dermatophagoides pteronyssinus (European house dust mite)
Lineage: Eukaryota; Metazoa; Arthropoda; Arachnida; Sarcoptiformes; Pyroglyphidae
Source: RefSeq, a predicted model, not a curated record
UUAAUAUUAUCGAUAAUAAUAAUAAAUUUUGUGUAAACCUAAAAAGGUUUAAUCGUCAAUCAACAUGAUUAUCAUGGACAUGAAUACCAUUGUUAAUAAACAUUUAAAUGCUCCAGUGAGCGAUAAAACAUUUAAUAUUUUAUCGAAUGAAUUAGAUUCUUCUUCUUCUGCUUAUAUUGAUUAUUAUCAUACAUCAUCAUCAUCAUCAUCAUCAACAACAAUAGUUAAAAAAACCGAAAGAAAUCCAUAUCUACGUGAUUUACGACAAAAUUAUCAACUGAAUAGUUCGACAGAAAGUUUUCAUUCAUCAUUGAUUGGCGAUUGUUGCGCCGGUGAUGGUGAUAAUUUUGAUCAUCAUCAUCAAACAUCAUUGAUUGAUAAAUUUGAUUUAUCGGAUGAAUCAAAUUUAUCUACAUUGACAACAACAACAACAACAUCUAUUUCAACAACAGUGGCUGAUACAUUAACGGCAACCAAUUUAAUGUUAAUACAUUCCGAUACAGGAAUUGGAUUCGAGGAAGAAGACGAAGAAGAAGCCGAGGACGACGACGACGGUAAAGACAUUAACGUAGAAUUGGAUUCGAUAGUUGAUAAAGAAUUUCGAUUUCAAUCUGAAAAAUCUAAAUUAUUCAAUUAUCAAUUGAAUGAUCAUAAUAAUAAUAAUAAUUCUUCAUCAACAACAAUUUUCGAUCGAACAUUAUUUAGUACAAAUUCUAAAGUUAUUUUUGGUAACAAAAAAUUCUAUAUUUAG